Electrophorus electricus (electric eel) is the source of this 614-nucleotide messenger RNA. Its product is annotated as parvalbumin beta-like. Gene Ontology annotation, cellular component: cytoplasm. Gene Ontology annotation, molecular function: calcium ion binding. Lineage: Eukaryota; Metazoa; Chordata; Actinopteri; Gymnotiformes; Gymnotidae. The record is from RefSeq and is a predicted model, not a curated record.
CUGACUCUUGCAAUCACAGCCCUGCAUUCAGGUGGACGCCACAGAAGAAGGCUGCUCUGCAGAUAAAGGCUUAUCACUCAGCUGAAGCCUUCAGGUGGACCCAAGCAUGGCAUUUGCAGGCCUACUGAAAGAAGAGGACAUCACUGCCGCUAUUCAGGCUUGUCAAGCUCCAGGCACUUUCACACACAAGACUUUCUUUGAACAAGUGGGGCUCUCUGUGAAGUCAAGUGCAGAGGGACAGACGGUGUUCACAGUCCUUGACCGAGACAAGAGUGGAUUUAUUGAAGAAGAAGAGCUCAAACUCUUUCUCCAGAACUUCUCUGCAGGUGCCCGAGAGCUAACAGAUUCGGAGACAAAAACAUUCCUGGCAGCUGCAGACCAUGAUGGAGAUGGCAAAAUUGGGAUGCAAGAGUUCUGCACACUUCUGAACUGAGAUAGUGACGUAUCCUCUGGACUGAUGAACACCUGUGAUGUUCUGCUUUCUUUUUGCACUCUUUCAUCCUCAACAUUGUGUCUGUAGGGAGCUAAUGAGCAUCCGAAUAUCCAGUUGCUUCAGACGAACUUUAAAACUUUGUCUCUAAUCAUUUCAUAAUUUAAUGAACUAAUGAAAUGAA